GAGAGAGAGAGAGAGAUACAGAGAGAGAGAGAGGGAGAGGUAGAGAAAGGGAAUAGUUUGCUUCUAGAUCAGUUCAUGAAAAGAGCUGCAAAAUAUUGGAGAAGAACAAACUUUGUUCUGUGCCCCAAAUCAGAAGUGGGCGUGUCUUGAGAACCAUGGGUCCACCCCUCACGACGGUACUCGCUCUCGCUGUGGUGAUGGCGACCCCAUUGGCUGGUGAAGAGAACGAGGCUGGACUUGACUACGCCCAUUGGAAUUACAGGGAGGGAGCGGACAGAGUGAAUGUCGGGGCGCUGAAGAGCUUGACCAGGAUCCUGGACAAAUGGGGUAACAACAUCUUCUCUGAAAUUAAGAACAUUCUUCACAACCAACCAAACUCUGUGCUCCCAGACUACUCCAGGGUGCGCCCUCUCGCCGAGACGCUGGGCGACCUGUUCAAAGAAGUGGGGUCCCUGCAGAGGAGGAUCGGGGAGCUGAAUGAGAGACUCGGGGGGCUGGAUCGCCACUGCAAGAAGUACGGCUACGGAGAGGUCAAAGGUGGAGCCCAGGUGACGCAAGCCCUGAGGGGGUCAAAGGUCAUGACCUACGUGCGGAGGAGGCGGCCCGCACCCCCGCUGAGCAGGAGAAAAAUUCUGAUCCGCAGGAGAAAGAAACCAAACCCACACCAGAACUAGAGGAAUC
This is a messenger RNA of Polyodon spathula (Mississippi paddlefish), 681 nucleotides long. RefSeq lists its product as uncharacterized. The record is from RefSeq and is a predicted model, not a curated record. Bases 156 to 674 code for a protein of 172 amino acids. The transcript is spliced from 4 exons. Lineage: Eukaryota; Metazoa; Chordata; Actinopteri; Acipenseriformes; Polyodontidae.